AUGGACGUCUCAAACAAACGAAAGGAAGAUUCGGAUGUUAGUCCUUCGCCGAACAAAAUCAAAAAGCGGCCACCACCUAUUCGUCCUUGCACCACUGCCUCGCUGGACGAUGUCGCAUUCAAAUGGACAGCAGCCGACGUGCAGGACCAUUAUCGUCUUGAGACCGUCCUUCAUCCCGGCCACCACCUAGGAUUUCUGAAGAAGUAUCCCCACAGCGCGGUGUUCGUUCAAUGCACCAGCGCGCCACCAGAGCAAAUGCUCAAUCUGAAGCCAGUCAUUCAUCGGAACGUCGUUCAAUUAUGGCGCGUUUAUACGAAGGGCGAUUCACUCUCUAUGGUUUAUGAAAUGACAAUCGCGUCGUUGAAUGAUAUCUUGAGUUUUCGGCCCCACUGGACCAUCGCGGAAACAGCUGCAAUAUGCCAUAGUGUGCUUUCAGCGUUGAAGUACAUUCACGGGUCAUUGGGGAUUUCUCAUGGUGACCUCGGAGUACGUAGCCUCCGGCUCGACUCGGAUGGCCUGGUAAAGAUCGCCAACAUUGGCGAGAGCUUACUUCGUGGGAACCAUGACUACGAUAAGGAUAUCCGGGAUUUCGGUGUUAUUGUCAAACGAAUUGCUGAGCCCAACGAGCUGAAACUCCCAACAUUGGCGGACUUCCUUUACCGCGUCGAACGUGGCGAAAGUGCCUCGGAUUUACUUCAGCACGAGUUUCUAAGAAAUUCUAAUGGCCCAGAACAACUUGCACACUGUGUCAUUACUUGGCUUGCCACUCGAAUCUUCGUUCCGUAG
Messenger RNA from Aspergillus pseudoviridinutans, 786 nucleotides. RefSeq lists its product as uncharacterized. Bases 1 to 786 code for a protein of 261 amino acids. The transcript is spliced from 3 exons. Gene Ontology annotation, molecular function: protein kinase activity; ATP binding. The record is from RefSeq and is a predicted model, not a curated record. NCBI's taxonomy places the organism in Eukaryota, Fungi, Ascomycota, Eurotiomycetes, Eurotiales, Aspergillaceae. Gene Ontology annotation, biological process: protein phosphorylation.